Molecule: messenger RNA, 1293 nt
Organism: Eimeria maxima
Lineage: Eukaryota; Apicomplexa; Conoidasida; Eucoccidiorida; Eimeriidae
Exons: 1
Coding region: 1-1293 (430 amino acids)
Biological process (GO): regulation of transcription by RNA polymerase II
Cellular component (GO): nucleus
Molecular function (GO): transcription cis-regulatory region binding
Source: RefSeq, a predicted model, not a curated record
AUGUGGGAAUCAUUUCUGAAGACUCUCUCCACAGGUGGCGGCGACAACGCAGCAGACACUGCAGCAGCAGCAGCAGCAGCAGCAGCUCCUGAGUCUCCUGAGUCUGCUGCUGUCGAGCAUCAAGGUUCUGCGGGGCCUGACGCAGCAGCAGCAGAAGAAACAGCAGCAGCAGCAGCAGCAGGAAGAGAGCAGAGUAUUCGUCUACGUUCGUUGCUGCGCCUGCGGGAGUCCCUUCGCAGCAGCCGCUCCUCUGCUGCUGUAUCCAGAGUGCAGCAGCAGCAGCAGCAAUCAGACAUAUUCGAGGCAGCAGCAGCAGAAGCAGCAGAAGAUGCAGAAGCAGCAGCAGCAGAAGGAGAAGCAGCAGGGGUGACAGCUGAGGGGGAGGAUACAUCUCCGCACUUUCUGUCACCUGACGGAAGCUCACCUCGUGCAGCACAAGCAGCAGCAGCAGCAGCAGCUGCUGCUGCUGCUGCUGCACUAGGUUCAACUGUACACACAUCUAGAGGCACUGCUGUUGCUGCUUGUGGUCCAUCAGCCACCAAGCAAAGAAGCAGGGAUGCAGCAGCAGCAGGGUCAGACAAUAGUUCCCAAUGCAGCAGGAGCAGCAGAAGCAGCAGCAACAGCAGCAACAGCAGCAGCAGCAGCAGUUCGGGUGUUGACCACGAGGAGGAAAUUAUUACGAGGGCAAUGAAGACUCCCUUGAGGUCUCCUCAUCUAUUAAGUAGACGAUUCUCUGCCUUAGGGAGGACCUGCUCCUCUGCUGCACUGCAGCAGCAGCAGCAGCAGCAGCAGAAGCAGCAGCAGCAGCAGCAGCAGGAGCAACAGGAGCAGCAGAAAGAAGUGGAGGUUCAGCUGACAGAUGAUGCCCUGCUGCAGCAUGGCAGGGACUCUACUUCGUCAGCAGCAGAGGGAGCAGCAGUAGCAGGGGGAGCAGCAGUAGCAGGAGAUGCUGCUGCUGGACAGCAGCAGCAGCAGCAAGACGAUGAUGCCCUUGAUAAGCUGCUGCUGCUGCAGAGUAGCAACAGCGCAGAUACAGCAGCAGGGAAAUCUGCAGCAUCUGAUGACACAGCAGCAGCAGCAGAUGAUGAUGAUGAUGAUGACCGAGCAGCAGCAGCAGCAGCAGAGAGGACAAAAGAGAGUCUCCCUUUGCUGCCAUCAGCAGCAAAAGGAGAACCUGUUGAUCAUGUGCUGCUAGUUAUACAUGGCAUUGGCUGUGGGGCGCAGCACGAGGUGCAGCAGCAGCAGCAGCUAAGACACUCUAUUAGGUGCAACAAAUGCACUUCCUGCUGCUGA